UAUUCGAGUGCAACUCCGAUCAAUAUUUGUAAUUCAAAAACAGGAUCAUCAUAUCCUACUCCUACGUUGUAGGAACUACUUCAACAGCAGGUGUUGAAUCUGUUGAGAGUUGCUCGUCUGUUGAGAGUUGCUCGUCAAUACUAUCCUCUAGGCUUUUUCGAUUCAAAAAUAUUAAAGUGCAACUCCGAUCAAUAUUUGAGCAACAAAUUAGCAAGUUCUUUCCAUUUCCUUGUAUCUCCAGGAACAGAGACUUGUACAACUUCUAAAAAAUAUGAGCAGGCCGAAUAAUACACUCUCCACUCGUAUUAUGGAAGAGCUUGAUGUCUUGCCUCGAAUUGCUACAGAGCGUUGUAUGGGUAAAGUGCAUGCGGAGUUACGUGACGUAAACAAGAUGGCUUAUGAGCCUGUGCUGCUUGCCAUCGGUCCUUACAACGACCAAGACAAGGUUGGUCAUGGGUUUAUGAAAGAGCAUAAAUUGCGCUAUUUACAAAAAAUGCUAGAACGAACGAAAAUAAGUGUAGAAGAUUACAUCGGGGCCUUGAGAUCAGGAUUGAAAGCAAGAGCUCGCGGAUACCUACAUGCAGAAUGCAUAAGCAAGACCCAAUCUCAAAGUGAUGCAAUUGUUGAAAUGAUGCUACUUGAUGGGUGUUUCAUUAUUGAGUUGUUCCACAGGUACUACAAGAAAGGAGGACGUCCAAAAGAUGACCCAAUCUUUCAAAAGAAGUGGGUGCUUCCUAGAAUAGCUCGUGAUCUACUAUUAUUUGAAAAUCAACUUCCAUUCUUCGUUCUUGCUAUAUUGUUCGAGAUGAGUGAGAGUAACGAUCCCAGCAAUUCAGAAGAACACAUUGUCGAUAUUGAUACUGAUCAGGGGACCUUAAAGAUGCGGAAUCGACUUAUUGAUCGUGCCCUUGGUUUUUUCUCUGGUUUUCUCUCUGCCCUUUUACCAUUUAAAUUGAAUAAAGUCGAUAAUUCAACCAAAACGAUUACGGAUCUACUUGAUCUGACCCUUGAAGCUUCCAACCCUUCACUUCCAGUAAUAAUCUGUCAACGUUUAGAGCUUGGGUUCAGAUUCAAGAACGCAGAGUUUGAGGAUCUCCUUGGUCUCAUACAUGCAACCAUCUGUAUCUCAAUACUUGAUUCAGAAAUUGAUCAUGCCAAAGAAUGUCAAGAGGCUGGAUGGAGCCAGAUGGCUAAGAUAUUUAAGCAUCCAUUUGGUCUUAUUGGUAAAGCUGUCACUUCAUUACAUGCAAAAAAGAAGCCACUUGUUGGAGCCAGCUCAACUAUGGAGUGGACACCUGCUGGUGCCAGCUUAAUUGAGGAGCCACUUCUAGGAGCCAGCUUAUUUGAGGAGCCUGUACUUUCUGGUGCCAGCUUAUCUAAGGAACCACUUGCUGUUGCUGUUGCUAUUGGACAAGUUGAAUUUGAGGAGCGACGUGUUGAGGAGCCACUUGAUGCAGGUUUUAGUGGUGCUAGCAUAAUUCAGGAGCCACUCGUUGGAGCCAGCGCCUUAUUUAAGGUGCCACUUGCUGUUCAUGCUAAAGGUGCUAGCGUAUCUGAGGAGCCACUUGUUGGACUUGCUGAAUUUGUGGAGCGACGUGUUGAGGAGCCACUUGAUGAAGGUUUUAGUGGUUGUAGCAAAUUAUCUGUGGAGCCACCUGAUGAUGGUUUUCGUCGUGCUAGCGUAAUUCAGGAGCCACUUGUUGGAGCCGGAGCCUUAUUUAAGGAGACAGUAAUUUCUGCUGCACGCUUAUCUCAGGAGUCCAGAUUCCCAGUCGAUGUACGAGAGAAAUGGAAGCAUCUGGUCGAUGUCUUACAGCUUAAGGAGGCAGGAGUUGAAACCACUAAGGCAAGCAAAUUUGUGUCUAAGUUAAAUGAGAUUUGUCGUUGGAUAAUAAUACCUUAUGCUAUUGAACUUCAAGAGGCUGAAAUUGAAUUCGAGAAGCUGCCAGAGAUAUUUUAUGCACAUCUUCAUCCUGAUCAAAAUGGGAAUAAAGAGCAGAAGUCAAAACUGUCUGAAACAGGGACGCUAAUGACUGGAGUCGAAUCAAUGAAUGCAGAGGUAUUGAAGCGUCUACUUUGUGAGGCUGGAGUCGAUAUCAACAAGGUAAAGAAAUUUGAGCGUCUGAGAGAAAUUGAACACAGGAACAUACAUGGUGCCACAGAGCUUGAAGAGGCUGGAAUCACAUUCAAGAAGGCAGAUAAAUGUGACAUGUUUUCCAUAAAGUUGAACAAUGGGCAAAUGGAGAUUUCACCUUGGAGCAUAGUUGAUGAAACAGAGACUUGCUUACGAAAUCUAAUAGCAUAUGAGCAAUACCAAGAUCGAGAAAAUGGUUUCAAUUACGUCGACAACUUUGUGUGCUUCAUGGACAAUCUCAUUAACUCUCCAAAGGAUGUUGAAUUACUCCGUCGAAGUGGAAUUAUCAGUAAUUAUUUGGGUGAUGAUGAAGUUAUUUCCACUAUGGUCAACAAGCUCUGUGACAAUAUCACUAUUUCACCGAAAAGUUCCAUAUAUGCAAGAACUUCCGUGGAUUUGAACAUGUAUUGCGAUACAACCUGGAAUCUAUGGAAGGCAAAAUUAAGGCAUGAUUAUUUCAACAGUCCUUGGGCAUUGGUCUCAUUUCUGGCAGCAGCCUUAUUGCUUUUGCUUUCAAUUACACAAACCGUACUUUCCAUUAUUUCUUAGGUUUUUCGUGCAUUGUGUUAAUCUUGAUGUGUGUUCUCUUGGUUAAUGUAAUAAAUAUCAAAUAAUAAGAUUUUAAAAAGUAAUUAAGAGUGUCUUUUGUUGGUCCGAUCACACCAUAUAUUUUG
Messenger RNA from Juglans regia (Persian walnut), 2808 nucleotides. RefSeq lists its product as uncharacterized. The record is from RefSeq and is a predicted model, not a curated record. The coding region runs from base 272 to 2683 and encodes 803 amino acids. NCBI's taxonomy places the organism in Eukaryota, Viridiplantae, Streptophyta, Magnoliopsida, Fagales, Juglandaceae. The transcript is spliced from 2 exons.